AUGUGUUGUUGUAUUCAGGAAAGUUCUCAAUUGUGGGCUCCCACCCAAGAAUUGUUGCAAGCGGAGGCUCAAUUUCUCAAACACUUUGGCAACAGCAAGAAGGAGAAGAGAAUGUUGAAGAGAGCCUUCCGUGUUUUGAAAACAUGGGCAAAGAAGAAGCAUCUCAUGCAUAAGAAUUUGUUUGAAUUGGAGAGAGCGUUGAAUCAGAGGGGAGUGGUUCAUACCUUGUUUUUGCAUCAUGUGGUCGAGAGGGUUAAAAGCAGUGCGGAUCAAGCCAUACAGAAAGUCAAAUCAGAAAUUAGUAAGGUUCAAGAGUUUUUCAAUCCUCCCAUUCCAAAGUAUGAUGGACCAUUCUAUAAUAAGGGAUCUCUUUCCACAUGGAUGAAUGAUUUGGUCUUGUAUAUUGGAGACUUGCCAUUGAAUUUUCUCGUCAUUCCUGGUACUCAUGAGUCCUUCUCGGCGAACAUGGUUCCGGAAUCCAAGAUGGCACCAAAUGCUGAAACACCGAUUAAAAAGUUGAAUGAUGUACUGAAGUUUUAUCCAAAGAACGUAGUGAACACAGUCAUUGCCAACUGGGCCAGAACUCAGUCACAAUCAGCUUAUAAUCAAUUGGUGGAUGGAAUUCGAUAUUUUGAAAUUAGUUUGUGCAGGGACAAGGAAAUUAAGGAUAAGAUUCAAAUGCUUAAAACGUGUCACACGUUCUUUGAUAGCCCUAUUGAACCAAUUUUGGACCAAAUUGCAACCUUCUCAAAGACAAAGGGAAAAAGGGAAGUUGUCAUUCUCGAUUUUAAACAUCUCUAUGAUAUGGAUGACAGCGACCAUGAAUAUCUUUUCAAGGUUUUGAAAGCCAAAUUCGGAAAUUUGCUUGCAGAUUCCACAAAAUUCUCUCCAACCUCUUCCUUGAAGGAAUUUUGGAGAACCACCCAAAGAAUUAUUGUUCUCUAUGACCAUGAAAAUUCUGUGAAAAAAUCGCAAGGAUUGUUAUGGAGUCACUCGAACAUUAAUUCGCCUUCGCCUAACGUUCAGACCACGUCUGAUCUCUAUGACAAGUUGUCAAAGAGUUUGAGCGAUCGAAGUAGCACCGACAAGAAGUUCUUUGUUUCCCAAGGUGUGCUUACUCCAAAUGAAAAGACCAUUGCUUCUGGUCUCAUUGCCAAACCAAAAUCUCUCCUCGAUGCAGGUGACUUGUGGAAUCCUGUGGUUGCGAAUUGGAUUGGCUCUGGUUCCCUUCCAAGAAAGAAGAUGAACGUUGUGAUUGUGGAUAAUUACAGUCCUCUCUUUGUUGCUACUCUUGUUGAAAAGAAUAGAAAGAAAAUCUAA
Molecule: messenger RNA, 1320 nt
Organism: Naegleria fowleri
Lineage: Eukaryota; Heterolobosea; Eutetramitea; Acrasida; Naegleriidae
Exons: 1
Coding region: 1-1320 (439 amino acids)
Biological process (GO): lipid metabolic process
Molecular function (GO): phosphoric diester hydrolase activity
Source: RefSeq, a predicted model, not a curated record